Molecule: messenger RNA, 771 nt
Organism: Strongylus vulgaris
Lineage: Eukaryota; Metazoa; Nematoda; Chromadorea; Rhabditida; Strongylidae
Source: the annotation of a GenBank genome assembly
UUGCUCAAAACUUUCUCAUUUCAGACGAAACGAUGCGAAGAUGUGGAUGAAUGUGAGAAAUUCGCCGGACAUGUGUGUGAUCUCUCUGCCGAAUGUCAGAAUACAAUCGGAUCUUUCAUCUGCAAAUGCAAGGAAGGUUUUGAGCUGGCUGCUGAUGGCAGAAGAUGUGAAGAUAUCAACGAAUGCGAACGAGGAACAGCUCAGUGUGAGCAGAAAUGCAUUAACAUUCCUGGUUCAUAUCAAUGUAUCUGCGACAGAGGAUACACUGUUGGUAGCGAUGGCAAAACAUGCGAGGACAUUGACGAGUGUGCACUUUGGGCUGGAUCGGGUAGUGAUCUUUGCAUGGGCGGCUGUGUAAAUACGAAAGGAUCUUAUCUUUGCCAAUGCCCGCCAGGAUACAAAAUUCAGCCGGAUGGACGAACUUGCGUCGAUGUGGACGAAUGUGCUCUAGGCGAAUGUCAAGGGAAAGACAGAAUCUGUGUCAAUACUCUAGGCCAGUAUAAAUGCCACCGAAUCGAAUGUCCACCAAACUACGUUCACGACAGCAACUAUAAGAAUCGAUGUAAUCGAAUGCGUUCGAUGUGUGAUGGAAUUCCCGAAUCUGUUUGCAAAGCACGAUAUCCUGUGCAUAUAACCUGGCAGUACAUCGCUAUACCAAAGGGAAUCGUCAUCUCAUCGCAUCGACCAACCAUCACUCUUUUUACUAUCAAGGGACCAUCCCAUAACGACUCCAUCGUCCAAUUUGAGCUUAACCUCAAACGAGCUAUUCCU